CAAUUAAAGAAGACAACGCCCUCUCGUAGCAUCUGUACAAAUCUUCGUAAUAGCCCCCUCAAGCAAUUCCCUAAGAUAAUCCGUAAGGAUGAAUGAUCAACACCCGGCAUCGUUUCGGGGUAAGACCGGAUUUUCCCCGCAUAAUCGGCCUGAUCUCCGAUCUCGAUGGAGUCAUAAAUACGACCCAUCGUGACUUCCAACUGACAUUUUUGUCGCUCGAGUAAUCAAUCUUACUAUCCAUACCCCCUACAAGAAACAUGACAGACUUGAAAAAGACCUACAAAAUCCUGGUUCUCCCAGGCGACGGGAUCGGCCCCGAGGUCAUGACCGAAGCCACGAAAGUCCUCUCCACAUUCAACAGCCCCACCCUCGCAUUCGACCUCCAGGAAGAGCUAAUCGGAGGUGCCAGCAUCGACACCCACGGGCAGUCUGUCACCCAGGCCGUGAAAGACGCUUCCAUUUCUUCCGACGCUGUGCUGUUCGCCGCCGUCGGCGGGCCCAAAUGGGACCAUAUCCGGCGCGGGUUGGACGGGCCCGAGGGCGGCUUGCUGCAGGUGCGCAAGGCCAUGGAUAUUUACGCCAAUCUGCGUCCUUGCUCGGUAGACUCGCCGAGUCGGUCGAUUGCGCGGGAGUAUAGCCCGUUCCGACAGGAUAUCAUUGAAGGGGUGGACUUUGUGGUCGUGCGCGAGAAUUGUGGUGGUGCUUAUUUUGGGAGGAAGGUCGAGCAGGAGGACUAUGCCAUGGACGAGUGGGGAUACUCGACCGCCGAGAUCCAACGCAUCGCUCGCCUCUCCGCGGAGCUGGCCCUGCGACACGACCCCCCCUGGCCGGUUAUUUCGCUCGACAAGGCCAACGUGCUGGCAUCUUCGCGACUCUGGCGACGAGUCGUCGAGGAGACGAUAAAGAAAGAGUAUCCUCAGGUAAAGCUACUGCAUCAGCUCGCAGAUUCCGCGUCCCUGAUCCUGGCCACCAACCCGCGGGCGUUGAACGGUGUCAUCCUGGCGGACAACACCUUCGGCGACAUGAUCUCCGACCAAGCUGGGUCCCUCGUCGGGACACUGGGGGUGCUCCCCAGCGCCAGCCUCGACGGUCUGCCGCAGGCGGGCGAGGAGGGCAAAGUGAGGGGCUUGUAUGAGCCAACCCACGGGUCUGCGCCUACGAUCGCCAACCGGAAUAUCGCGAAUCCCACUGCUAUGAUCCUUUGCGUGGCGCUCAUGUUCCGCUACUCGUUUAACAUGGAGAAAGAAGCUCGCCAGAUCGAAGAGGCUGUGCGCGCUGUUCUGGAUGCUGGAAUCCGCACCUCCGAUCUAGGAGGCAACUCGGGGACCAAGGAGUUUGGCGAUGCAGUGGUUGCAGCACUGCGGGGUGACGUGUCUGGCAAGGCUGCCUCUGCUGCCAGUAAUUAG
This is a messenger RNA of Aspergillus campestris IBT 28561, 1406 nucleotides long. RefSeq names its product 3-isopropylmalate dehydrogenase. The record is from RefSeq and is a predicted model, not a curated record. The transcript is spliced from 3 exons. Gene Ontology annotation, biological process: L-leucine biosynthetic process. Gene Ontology annotation, cellular component: cytosol. Gene Ontology annotation, molecular function: NAD binding; 3-isopropylmalate dehydrogenase activity; magnesium ion binding. Lineage: Eukaryota; Fungi; Ascomycota; Eurotiomycetes; Eurotiales; Aspergillaceae. Bases 258 to 1406 code for a protein of 382 amino acids.